ACAGGAACCAGAAAAAAAGAAGCGUUAGAGAGAGAGAGAGAAAAAGAGGCAGAGCGAGGGAGUGCAAGAGAGAAGUUAGCUGAGCUCAGUGCUCCCACAAAUCACUUUGUCACCAGCAAGCUCUGACAAGAACUAGGAAAGAGAGAGCGCAAGGAAAAAGGCAGAGAGGCAGGGAGUUUAACGGAGGUGUGAAUAGGGAGUUGUGUCAGAGGAGACUCAAGAGGGAAGGUGUGAAGGAGCUGUAGAGGGCACAAACGAGGUGAUACCGAUGGAUGGAUAGAAGGAAGAGAGGACACAGACGAGACUGCAAUCUGAUUCCCAAAACAGUGUGAGCUAAGAGGGACUGUUACCCUUGCUACUACUGCCGUUACUGCUGCUGUGUCUGGAUGGUACAGCUCAUUUAAAGAGAAGGUUUGUCAAGCUUAAUUUUUUGUUACAGGAGGGCAGGGUUUUUACUGACAGAGGGAGAGUUAUUUGUGCUGUCUCUUCUGAUAGUUGUCUCUUCUUGAGCUGGAGAGUAUACACUAUCAGAUUAUUGUUCUUGAGAAUGAAGACUCAGAUAGAGACAGCUGCUCUGUCUGUGAAGUAGGCAUGGGUUGGAGGCGUUGAUAGAACUGCAGCUGUACACAGAUCACAUGCUGUUGCUGCUAAAAAGAGGUAGUCAGAGAGGACAGCGAUACAAGUUUGUCAAAUGUUCUUCUGUAGGGACAUUUCUUAAUGGCUCGACUGCGUAGAUUUGUAACUACUGUAGAAUAAGUUGGUGAAAGUGAGAUUUUUAAAUACUACAUUAUACUUUCUUUCACUUCACCGUGGAUACUUGCUCCGUGCUGGGCUGUUUAAAAGCCCCUGAGAGUUUUAUCUGGGCUGUAAAGGAAGCCAGAGGUCAUCUGAUCGAACUUCAAAAACAGAGAAAUAGGAAGCCCAUUUCUACACGUUAAACACAGGACGUGUCAUUGCUAUCUUCUCUUCCUUAGAGACAUUUACAGAGGUACUGGAUGUUACAUCGUCAUUACAGUCCUGAAUGAUCUUUGGAGAGACUUGUGGGUCAGAGAGGACAGGAAGCUGUGUCAGCUGAAAAGCCGUAGCCUCAGAUGUAAGUAAGUUGGGCUGUGCCAACACCGCUCUUCAAUUUGCUGAGUGUUGUACAGCUCCCUUCACAUUUGCUUGUUCCUGGGGACAUGUAAAGAGAGACUGCCUAGUGAGCAAUACAGCACUGAGCUGACACGUGGAGGUGGAGGUAUAUACUUGCUUAAAACGAGUGAGGAUUCAAUUUAAUAUUGCAAGUGGAGGCUUGAAAAUAUCAAUCACAAGUUGUCUGUAGGAACAGAAACAGCUCUGUUGAGUAUUUGAGUGUUGGUAGAUUGUUUUGGACUGAUGGGCACUGUAGAGGUCUUCUGAGUCUUGGGGGCGUUGUCUGUGUUCAUGUUUGGAUGGGCUCUGUUGGCAUUUGACAGCUCCGCUCUGGACUCAUUUCAGUGUCUGGGACAUCACUGUGUUACCUGUGUGGCUGAGUCAGAGGCUGGCUCAUUGCUUGAUGUCUGUCUGCCCACUGGGAUUCUCUCCACCUGCUUCUAUGCAAAGAAGUCACAAGUGUUAGGUGGUUUUUCACAGCAGUAGCAACAGCGGUGGCACUGGUAUUCCUGAACUCUCAGGACUCUCCACACUGCUGUAAUUGUUUUGCUGUGUGUAAACACUUUGCGUCAGUCACACCUCUACACGGAGUGAUUCACUAUUCCCUAAGCAUCCCUGGACGGAGGCAGGCAGUGAAAGAAAAGGUGAGGGAGGAUUUGCCAAGAACCAAAGCACAUAAGUAGUUACAGUCAGGUUGGUACCAUGAAGCUGGCACUGUUGAUGCUCAUGGUUGUGUACAUGGUGGGCAACGUAAGUGGUAUGUCUACAUGUAAGACUGUGGACCUGGAGAUGGUGAAGAAAAAGCGCAUAGAGGCCAUUAGGAGCCAAAUCCUCAGUAAACUGCGUUUGCCUAAAGAGCCUGAGCCAGAUCAGGCUGGAGACGAGGAGGAAAUCCCUACCACUCUGCUGUCCCUCUACAACAGCACCAAGGAGAUUCUGAAGGAGCAGCAGGCUGAGGUCCACACAGAGAUCUCCACAGAGCAGGAGGAGGAGGAGUACUUUGCCAAGGUGCUGCACAAGUUCAACAUGACCAGAAAAAAUUACACAGAUGUCAACAAGCUCACAAACAUCGAAAUGCCCUUCAACAUCUCUGAGAUACGGCAAAGUGUGGGGGAUUACCGCCUGCUGACGAGUGCAGAGCUGCGGAUGCUCAUCAAGAGAACCUCGAUACCUUCUGAGCAGCGGGUGGAGCUGUACCGGGGUUUGGGGGCCUCAGCCCGCUACCUCGCUUCCCGUUUCAUCACUAACGAGUUGAAAGACAAGUGGCUGUCAUUUGAUGUCACUGAGACCCUGCAGAACUGGCUCAGAGGGACUGAGGAUGAGCAGGGUUUCCAAUUUCGCCUGUUCUGUGGAUGCAGUAAGAAUGGGGAAAGUGUUGAGAGUAGCUUCAGUUUUUCCAUCGCCGGGAUCUCAGGCGGUAGGGGAGAUAUAGGAACGUUACAACUGAUGGCCCAACCGCCCUACAUCCUGACCAUGUCCAUCCCUCAGAAUGUCAGCAGCCACCUCACCUCACGCAAAAAACGCUCCACCGAGACGAGGGAUACAUGUACAGCCCAGACAGAGACCUGCUGCGUGCGGAGCUUGUACAUUGACUUCAGAAAAGAUCUGGGCUGGAAGUGGAUACAUAAGCCGACGGGCUACCACGCCAACUACUGCAUGGGGUCCUGCACCUACAUCUGGAAUGCUGAAAACAAAUAUUCUCAGAUUUUGGCCCUGUAUAAACAUCACAACCCAGGAGCCUCUGCCCAGCCCUGCUGUGUUCCCCAGGCACUGGAGCCACUGCCAAUCCUUUACUACGUGGGCAGGCAACACAAGGUGGAGCAGCUGUCCAAUAUGAUUGUGAAGUCUUGCAAGUGUAGCUAAAAAUACAACAUGGCACACUGCUCUGCCUCCCUUCAAACAUACACAGAGAUGGAACAAGUCACAUCUGAGACCACAGAGAGGAGUGUUUGACAGAGACAAAGAGGAAGAGAAUAAUGUGGACAAGAGGAAAAUAAUAUUUAAAGUAAUCACGAUCUUUGUGGUCAAGCUGCGAGCUCUGCCAGGAUGUGGAAGCACAUCAAACCAUGGACUUCUUUAUAUAGAUAUUAUAGAUAAUAUUUUUUAUGUGUAUAUACAUUUUCCUUGCAGAACCAAAAACAUCUGUCUUGAAAUGAAUUAAUUUAUUUGUUGGAUUGACAGAUGCACAUGUAAUGUAUGUGUCAGUUUGACAUAGAAAUGGUUUAUUAUUAUUAAAAAAAGGUUGGAUAAAGGAAGCCAAAGGACACGGGGACCAAAAUGACCUUGAUGGAAGAACGCUUUUGUUUUCACCGAUGAUGGUCUGGGACACUUCUGUUUGCCACAUCAUCUUCCUAAAGAGGUCACAAUUUACGGUGCUAAAUCCCAGGUAUGGAAAAUAGUGGUUGUUGAGGUUUUUCCUGGACAAAAAUGCUGCAGGUGUUUUUGGAGAGAACUGCACCGUAAAGGACAGCAGACAACCACAGGGACAGUCCUACCUGGGAAAACUCCCUCUGACUGAGAGGCUGGAGCUGUUGGCCCACUGAGCAACGUUUCAUGCGAACCGUCCAUCAGUUUCACUUGCUUUGUUUGUUUUUUCAACCCACGUGAUUUUUACAAUGCUUUUUUGUCACUGUGUUUGUGUUCAUAAUUGAAUGUCAGCUUGUCUUCGUGCUGUUAAAGCCAUGAGUAAUAUCAGUGGUGGUAAGCAUGAUGACACCAUGUUUUUCUCCCUGUCGGGAUUAACAGCCGGUUUGUUGUUUAGAUGGUGAGGGUCAGGGGAUGUGGUUGUGGUGUUGGUUUUAGGAAAGAGCCAUUCAGACUUGAUACACACAUUUGCUGUUUUGUUUUUGUCUUUGUUGUGGGUUUUGGUUUUUUGCUAUAGUACAUUAGGGGCAAUUUAUUGCCCUUUAUUUCAGGACAAAUUUUUAUUUUCAUCUGAAGUGUGAAGCUUUUUGCACAACUCUAGAAUUAAUUCAUCUUCUAUGAUUUUUUUAGGAUUUUUUUUUCAGCUUACCCAAUUUUAUAGUGCACUUACCAUUUGAAAUUUGUAUCUGUAAAUAUUUAAAAAAUUUGAAAUAAACAUUGAUGUUAAAUUAA
Molecule: messenger RNA, 4227 nt
Organism: Lates calcarifer (barramundi perch)
Lineage: Eukaryota; Metazoa; Chordata; Actinopteri; Centropomidae
Gene: tgfb1a
Product: transforming growth factor, beta 1a
Exons: 6
Coding region: 1834-2994 (386 amino acids)
Biological process (GO): BMP signaling pathway; SMAD protein signal transduction; transforming growth factor beta receptor signaling pathway
Cellular component (GO): extracellular region
Molecular function (GO): type III transforming growth factor beta receptor binding; type II transforming growth factor beta receptor binding; cytokine activity
Source: RefSeq, a predicted model, not a curated record